CGGACGGUCGAAGAGAACGGUAGUCGCGGCCGCAGAGUAGUCAUCUGCAUCUUCCAUUUCAAUUUGGAGGCCCAUCGGGCUCGAUGAUGAGGCCGCUAGCCUAUAUAAAAAUUAACAUUAACUGGAUUCACCACGUGGCAAUAUAUAAGUUUUUAACUAAGAUUAUUUAUUUAUUUAUUUAUCCUCUCUUUUGUUUCUACUCUCUCCUCUCUCCUCUUCGUUUCUCAUUCAUAAAAUCACCACCGUCUCCGUUUCAGUUUCAGUUUCAGUCUCCGGCUCGCUCGCUCGAUCCGCUUAGAGUUGCAAUGACUAAAAACAAGAAUCCUUUAGUUUUCUUGGAUGUAUCAAUUGGUGAGGAUCCAGUUCAACGGAUUGUUAUUGAGCUUUUUGCUGAUGUUGUACCCAAGACUGCAGAAAAUUUCCGUGCACUGUGCACAGGCGAGGCCGGCGUUGGAAAGACCACCGCCAAGCCUCUACAUUUCAAAGGAUCAUCUUUCCAUCGAGUUAUCAAAGGAUUUAUGGCUCAAGGAGGUGAUUUUUCUAAUGGAAACGGCACUGGUGGGGAAAGCAUCUAUGGUGGGAAGUUUUCAGAUGAGAAUUUUAGACUAGACCAUGAUGGAGCUGGAGUCCUUUCGAUGGCAAAUUGUGGCCCAAACACCAAUGGGUCCCAAUUUUUUAUACUUUUUAAACGCCAGCCACAUCUUGAUGGGAAGCAUGUUGUAUUUGGCAAAGUUGUUGAGGGAAUGACAGUAAUCAAGAAAAUGGAACUUGUAGGGACGAGUGAUGGCAAACCUACUAGUUCAGUUGAGAUAAUAGACUCUGGAGAAACGUCUCAGAUAAGAGCACCUGAUGUUUCUGAAAGAGAAAAAGGAAAAUCAAAGAAAUCAGACAAGGGCAUAUCUUCUGCUGAUGUAUCUGACCGUGAAAUUAAGGGGACACACAAAAAAGAAUCUAAGGACAAAAAGAUAAAGCGAAAAAGAAGAUACUCCUCGUCGGAUUCAUAUAGCUCAAGUUCCGACUCAGAUUCAGAUUCGGAAUCAGAAACAUAUUCAUCCUCCUAUGAGUCUAGUUCUUCCAGUGAUGGGAAGCGUAGGAAGAGGACAACAAAGAGACACAAAGGCCGACGCGGGGAAAGAAAGAUUAAAGGAAGAAAUGGGAAAAAGAUAGCCCGGCAAGAUAGAAAACCUCGGCGCAGAAACAUGGAUAGUUCGAGUGACACCGAGAGUAGCAGCAGUUCCGAUGAUGAGAGAGUGGGCCAUGAUAAAACCAGAAAGUCAGUGAAAGCCAAAGGAAAAGCUGCUGACUCUAGUCCUGCAGAGAAGAGCCUUCUGAGAAAGGAACCAGAUUCCGUCCUGAAGAACAAUGAACCUGUGGGUAAUGGAAAGGCCACCAAAGCUGAUCAACACGCAGACUUGGAUGACUCAGUGAAAUCAAGGAGUAGGAGCCCAAUUCGUAGGAGAAACCAAAAUAGCAGGAGCAAAAGUCCUAGUAGGAGCCCUGUGAGAGAUCUUGGAAAUGGAAGCAGAAGUCCUCGUGAGAAGCCAACAGCGGAUACUGUGGGGAAAUCUACCAGAAGUCCAUCUCCAAGUGGUGUGCCCAAGCGCAUCCGAAAGGGGCGUGGAUUCACCGAACGCUAUUCCUUUGCUCGGAAGUACCAUACGCCUUCUCCUGAGCGUUCACCUCCUCGACAUUGGCCGGACAGAAGAAGCUAUCAGGACAGGAACAGGGAUAGGUAUCCAAGCAACAGGAGUUACUCUGACCGCUCACCGAGGGGACGCUUUAGAAGCCCACCCAGAAGGAGCCCUCCAAGGUACAACCGAAGGAGAAGGAGCACUUCUCGGAGUCCAGAUGGGUACCGCAGACGUUUCAGAGAAGAAAGCAGGAGCCGGAGCCCAAGGCGUCGUAGCCCUAGCCGGAGCCCUAGAAAGAGGCAGCCAAUUAGCGAGGACCUUAAAUCCCGUCUCGGGCCACAGAGACCCGUCUCUCCUGCAGCAUCACUCAGCCCUUCUCCCCCAACCUCUCCAUCCGGACAGAGAGGUCUGGUUAGCUAUGCCGAUUGAUGAACACUCUACUAUUUGGUUCCUGGUGACUUGCACAAGUUUUUGUUGUAAUUUUCAUAUUUCAUAAUGCUUGUCGGAUAUGUUACUACUACUAUACUUUGCUGCUUUACAGAUUGUGGAAAUUUAUUAGAUUCAGACUGAUAUUGGUAGAGUUGAGAGUUUGGGAAA
Camelina sativa (false flax) is the source of this 2228-nucleotide messenger RNA. Its product is annotated as peptidyl-prolyl cis-trans isomerase CYP63. Gene Ontology annotation, molecular function: cyclosporin A binding; peptidyl-prolyl cis-trans isomerase activity. Gene Ontology annotation, biological process: protein folding; protein peptidyl-prolyl isomerization. NCBI's taxonomy places the organism in Eukaryota, Viridiplantae, Streptophyta, Magnoliopsida, Brassicales, Brassicaceae. The record is from RefSeq and is a predicted model, not a curated record. Gene Ontology annotation, cellular component: cytoplasm.